This is a messenger RNA of Thalassophryne amazonica, 1757 nucleotides long. Its product is annotated as RNA pseudouridylate synthase domain-containing protein 2-like. Gene Ontology annotation, molecular function: pseudouridine synthase activity; RNA binding. NCBI's taxonomy places the organism in Eukaryota, Metazoa, Chordata, Actinopteri, Batrachoidiformes, Batrachoididae. The record is from RefSeq and is a predicted model, not a curated record. Gene Ontology annotation, biological process: pseudouridine synthesis.
GGACCCCUACACGGAUAUGCACGUGAGCGUUUGUUUGAGAGAUUUUCUAAAUGAUAGAUUCCUUGCUUUCCUCUGUGGUCAAACUGGUCGUUUAAACGCAUUAACACAAAAACCUUUACACUUUCGUUACACGCGCCGGUGUCCACGGAGCAGUUUGUCGAUGGAGGAGACAAAUUUAGCCUCAGAGACGAAAGGACCGGAGUCCAGGGAGGACACGGCGGCCAAACUGUCGUCCGGACCGGGAAAACGCAAAAGCGACGAGACGGAAGAAACGGAAAAAAAUAACCGAAGAAAGAGACAGAGAGGGGCCAGAGGGAAGAAGCUCCGUGCGGGCGAGAGAUACGUUCCACCUCCGCAGAAGAGGAACCAGGGAGUGAGCUUCAGUCGGGAGCAUUUUAAAGAGACGGAGUACUACUUCGAGGGCGGCCUCCGCAAAGUGCGACCUUACUACUUUGACUUUACGUCAUACUGCAAAGGACGCUGGGUCGGGAAAAGCCUGUUGGAGGUGUUCAAGAGCGAGUUCAGAUCAGAGCCAGUGGAGUACUACCAGAGGGCCGCCAAAGAAGGCCGAAUCCGGCUCAACGACUUACCUGUGAAGGAUCUGUCUGUAGUACUCAAGAAUAACGACAACAUGAGGAACACGGUGCACCGACAUGACCGCCCGUGGUUGGCACAACCCCUGCAGGUCCUGGUGGAUAACGGGGAUGUAGUUGUUGUUGACAAGCCUCCUUCAUUCCCGUUCACACCGUGCGGCCGAUUCCGCCACAACACUGUGAUUUUCAUUCUGGGAAAAGAGCACGGCCUCUCUGAACUCCACACGGUCCACAGACUGGACAGGCUCACAUCUGGGGUGCUGCUGUUUGCCAGGACCUUGGAGACGUCAAAGAAACUGGACCAGUUGGUCAGAGACAGACAGGUUGAAAAGGAGUAUGUGUGCCGAGUGGAGGGAGAGUUCCCAGAAGGUGAGCUGAUCUGCGAAGAGCCCAUCCUGGUCAUUUCAUUCAAAAUCGGCAUAUGCCGAGUUGACCCCAAGGGAAACGAGUCCCAAACAGUCUUCCAGAGACUUAGUUUUAACGGUAAAACCAGUGUGGUCCGCUGUUUACCCCUGACUGGCCGCACACACCAGAUCAGGGUCCACCUCCAGUACCUGGGCUUCCCCAUCCUCAAUGACCCCAUCUAUGGAUCCUCAGCUUGGGGCCCUCACAGGGGUAAGGGAGGACAGGUGGGGAAGAAUGAUGAGGAACUACUGCAGGCUUUGGUAGAGGGUCAUCGUACUCAAGAAAGCCUACACCUGCUGGAUAUUCCAGAUGGUGGCAUUGAAGCUGUACAAGAGUUGCUGAACGACAACAAAGUGUCUGAGGAAACAGAAAGCACGUCUGAACCUGAUAAAAGCAGAGAACGUCAGCAGAAACAGGUAGAUUUGUGUGACGGUGGCAAAGAGCAGGGCGCACAGGUGCAGAAAGACCGCAGUGACACGGUGAACCCGACGAGUUCCCACUGCGUAGAUGAUAACAUCCCACCCCGUGAAGAACCUCAGUGCAGUUUACCCGACGCAUCAAGUGGAAAUCAGACGCAAGCUCCGGGAACUCAAGACCCCCUGUGUAAAGAAUGUAAGCUUGUAAGACUGGAUCCCACUGAGAAAGAGCUCCUUAUGUAUCUCCACGCGUUGAGCUACAAAGGACCGGAUUUUGAAUAUUCAACAUGUUUACCAGAUUGGGCCAAAGAUGACUGGGUUGAAGCUGAUUAAUGCAGACCAA